UGGAAGCCAUUCCUGGGAUCUGGAUGGUUUCUACUGACGCAGACUUUGCAUAGCAGCUCCAUCACCUCAGGAGGUUGCAAUGAGUGGAGGAGGGGAUCAGCCUGACAUCCUCAGUGUGGGAAUAUUGGUCAAAGAAAGAUGGAAGGUGUUGAGGAAAAUAGGUGGUGGAGGAUUUGGAGAAAUUUACGAUGCACUGGACUUGCUUACUCGGGAAAACGUUGCACUGAAGGUCGAAUCAGCUCAGCAGCCCAAGCAAGUGCUGAAAAUGGAAGUAGCUGUGUUGAAGAAGCUGCAAGGAAAAGAUCAUGUCUGUAGAUUCAUAGGAUGUGGACGGAAUGACAGAUUUAAUUAUGUGGUCAUGCAGUUGCAGGGUCGGAACUUGGCAGACCUGCGUCGUAGCCAAUCUCGAGGAACAUUCACCAUUAGCACCACUCUGCGGCUUGGGAAGCAGAUUUUGGAAUCUAUUGAAAGUAUUCAUUCUGUGGGAUUCCUGCACAGGGACAUAAAACCAUCAAACUUCGCAAUGGGACGUUUUCCAAGCACCUGUAGGAAGUGUUUUAUGCUGGAUUUUGGCUUAGCUCGGCAAUUUACCAACUCAUGUGGGGAUGUCAGACCACCACGAGCUGUUGCUGGUUUUCGAGGAACGGUACGAUACGCAUCAAUCAACGCUCACAGAAACAGAGAAAUGGGUCGGCAUGAUGACCUCUGGUCUCUCUUCUACAUGUUGGUGGAAUUUGUGGUUGGGCAACUGCCUUGGAGAAAAAUAAAAGAUAAGGAGCAAGUGGGCUCCAUUAAAGAAAGGUAUGAACACAGACUUAUGUUGAAACAUCUUCCUCAAGAAUUCAACGUCUUUCUGGAUCACAUUUCUAAUUUGGAUUACUUUACAAAGCCUGAUUACCAGCUUCUCAUGUCUGUGUUUGACAACAGCAUGAAAACAUUUGGGGUUAUUGAAAGCGACCCUUUUGACUGGGAGAAGAGUGGAACUGAUGGCUCUCUGACAACAACAACAACUUCAACCACCCCUCAGUUGCACACUCGUCUUACGCCAGCUGCAAUUGGAAUUGCCAAUGCCACUCCUAUCCCAGGAGAUUUGCUGCGGGAAAAUACAGAUGAAGUAUUCCCUGAUGAACAGCUCAGUGAUGGAGAGAAUGUUAUUCCCGUUGGGGUAUCACCUGAGAAACUACCUGGAUCCCCUGGACAUCAGCGUCCUCAGGAAAAAGAUGUUUGGGAAGAAAUGGAUGCAAACAGAAACAAAAUAAAACUGGGGAUCUGUAAGGCUGCCACAGAGGAAGAAAACAGCCACGGACCAGGGAAUGGAAUGCUUAAUGCCCCGAGUCUUGGUUCUCCAAUCCGAGUUCGCUCAGAGACCACCCAGUUAGACAGAGAUGUUCCACUGGUGCGAAAGUUACGUUCCAUUCACAGCUUUGAACUGGAGAAGCGUAUGACGUUGGAGUCUAAGCCCGACACUGAUAAGUUUCUUGAGACCUGUUUGGAGAAGAAGCAGAAAGACUUGAAAGUGGCAGAGACUCCUGUUGCUGCUGUUCCUCCUCUUUCUCAGAAAACAUCUGUUCCUGCUCCUGUGACUGCCCGCACGGACCAUGUUUGGCACUAUGAUGAAGAGUAUCUUCCAGAUGCUUCAAAGCCUGUGUCAGCUAAUUCUCCUGACCACGCUGAUGGUGUUUUGAGCAAUGGAUUUGUAGCUGUUAACCUAAGCUCCUGCAGGCAGGAGGUUGAUUCUAAGGAAUGGGUGAUAAUAGAUAAGGAACGGGACUUGAAGGACUUCAGGACAAAUGAGGCUUUAGGGCACAAAAUGACCGGAAGUCCCUCAGAUGAAGAGCCAGAGGUACUACAAGUUCUAGAGGAAUCCCUUCCAGAAGAACAGUCCAGAGAGGGUGGUUGGGCCGGAAACAAUGUCCUUGCUAAGAACCAAACUUCAGGGGUGGAGUUUGUUCUAGACAUGGAAUGUCAUCCUGCUGCAUCUGAACAGCUUACAGAUAAAUUGGAACUUCUGUCUGGAGCUGCAGGACAGCUUCUUGCGGCCACCCCUACAAGUCCUAUGGAAGCUCAAGCAGAAGGAGCACUCACUCCGCUCAACUCAUGUCAUAUGCUGCAUUUCUCCACUCCGAGAAUUUCAAGUCCCAUCCUCCGCACCAUGAGCCCUAUAGCCUAUCUAUCCAUCCACUUGGACCCUCUGAGGGAGGCUGCUUUACCAAGGAGUCAGUCAGCUGAGAGCCACUCCUCUUCCUCCUGCUCAACUGGUCGUAGGCAGCUUCCUGUCAUUCCCUGUGGCAACAAGUUCCCCCCUGUCAUUCGCAUCUCAAAAGCACAACCUGAGCAGAUAACAAUACCCAGACCUUCAGUGGCAUCCACACAAUCUGCUUCAGAGAGCUUUCACUAUGGCCAUCAACUAGAGAGAAGAGAGCAGGACGGUCAGUCUGUGGAACACACUGUGGAACUUUCCUCUCCAAAGGAAGGUUUGCCAGGUUUGGUUGGGACAGAGGAUGCACUUCCAGCUAGUGCCAGCAGAACAGAUUUGAUGCUUAAUAUUAACCAAGAGGUGCUUGGCAGGGAAGGACUUGUAAAAGAAUCUGUUGAUGUCCUGGACUGUGACCAAAAGGAUCUAUCUGAACACAAUGGGAUACAGGAAGAGGAAGAACUUGGAAAGAUUCCUGUGGAGGAGGCUGAGGAAGAAGGCCUCCCAGUGGUUUCUGAGGAUGCCGUUGAAAUGCUAAGCAAAGAACAAAAUUCUUUGCCAGGAAACUCAAAAUCUGCAGAGGAGGAACCUCUAACAAGUACUGAGGCAGCUCAAGAAUCAAAGUCAAAGCCUGUCUGUUUGGUGCCAAAUCAAGAUGAGGUUCUGAAGUCAAUAGCACCAAAAACAUCAGAAUUGUCUCCCUCAAGACUUAAUAACGCACAUGUCAAUAGACAGGCAAGCAAAAUAGCAACCGUUCAGGAAAAUGGUUUUCAUUCUGAUAAGGAAGAAGUCCAUAGCCAAGACUUGAAAUGCCACCAAGUGGCCCUUACUACUUUUUUGCAGCAGGAAAAUAAAAAAGAGAAAAAUGCUCCCAGAAAUGGAGAGUUAUUCCACUGCAUUUCAGAAAAUGAGAAUUCUUAUCGAUCUAAGAAGGACUCGGUUAAAACUUCUUUUGUAUUCAGGCAGAGUCGAAUCCCAGUUUUAGCACAAGAAAUAGACUCAAUGUCAGAUUCCUCUUCUGUUUCUGCGAAGGAAAAGCUUCUUCUAAAAAAGGCCCAUCAGACAGACUUGGUCAAAUUACUUAUGGAAAAGAGACAGCUCAAAUCUUUCCUUGGUGACCUCUCAAGUGCCUCUGAUAAGUCACUGGAGGAAAAAACGGCUGCUGCUCCAGUACCAUUUUCUGAGGAUGAUGUCUUAGCUUCAUUUUCUAGAUUGACACUGGACUCUCAUUUCAGUAAGCAGAAUGAAGAUAGCUCUUUGUCUCCAAGCAGCCCUCAGUCCAGAAAAAGCAAGAUUCCAAGGCCGGUGUCUUGGGCAACCACUGAUCAAGUCACCAGUUCAAGUUCAGCUCAGUUCUUUCCUCGGCCACCACCAGGAAAACCGCCUACUAGACCUGGGGUUGAAGCUAGGUUGCGCAGAUACAGAGUCCUAGGCAGUAGCAGCUCGGACUCAGAUCUUAUCUCUCGUCUGGCUCAAAUCCUACAGAAUGGAUCUCAAAGACCAAGGAGUUCUACCCAGUGUAAGAGUCCGGGAUCUCCACAUAGUCCAAAAACACCACCCAAGAGCCCCGUCAUCCCCCGCCGCAGUCCCAGUGCCUCUCCUAGGAGCUCUUCUUUACCCCGUACUGCCAGUUCUUCUCCAUCCCGGGCUGGGAGAUCCCAUCAUGAUCAGAGGAGUUCUUCCCCACAUUUUGGGAGGAGUAAAUCACCUCCUAGCCAUUCAGGCUCCUCAUCUUCUAGGAGGUCCUGCCAACAAGAGCACUGCUGCAACAAAACAAGCAAGAAUGGUCUGAAAGGAUCGGGCAGUUCUUUCCACCAUUCCCCAAACACUAAGACUUCCACAGGAAAGAGCAAAUCAACUACUAAGCUUAGCAGAUAGGAAUUGGGCCUUGACAGGUAUAAAGUCUCCUCCUAAAUCUGAUGCAUGUUGUGUCUGUGUACUGUGUAUUUAAAAAAAAUAAUCAAAAAAGUAUAUUAAAAAAAGGUGUUGAAUCUGCACAUUUUAAAGAAAGUAGCCAUUGUAAACUAUUCAUGAGAAAGCAUUCUGUGUAAAUAAGUGGCCAGGCUUUGCCUUAGAGCAGGCAGCAAGCAGAUCCAAAAGAUGGGAAGUAGAGGCCAGGAUAAAAAUGACUGGGUAGUCAAAGAGGUGCAAUGUAUUUAGAGUGAGAAAGUAUCUUGAAGGUGAGUGUUUUAAAACUAUAUUAAUCUUGAUGUGUUUAGUUUCCCUAGUUAGAAGAUUUGGCCUAAUUAUUUAAGGCUUUACAUACUCAAGGAGUAUGUAAGAAACAGUUAUUCCCAAAAUGACGUCACCACUUGGGAGAUAAGUGCUGCUCAAGCAUUUAUUUGCAGUUUUAAAAAAGCACACAGUUUAGAAGAUGUUAUUUUUACCUUAUAAAUUUCUUUGAUUUUGAGCUGCACUCACCUCUGAGUCACUGAGUGCCCAUUUUGUCCUCUAUAAUGGCACAGAUUUUUUACCUAAGUAUCAUAUACCUUACCCCUUUUUGAUACUGAUGAAAUUAAAGAAAUGAACAAUUGACAAGAUGUUUUUGUACCAAAACUAUUUAGAAAUUUGUUCAGCAGUAAUUAGGAUCCAAGAAGCUGAUUCUCAGUUCUAUAUCAUACAGUGUAUUGGGAGUCAUAGUGGGGUUCUUCAAACCACAUUUGGUAGGAUUAGGAAAAGCAUUCCUUCCUAGGAAAUGAGAGAAAGGAGUAGAUGUAUGCACUUCACUGGAUGUUGCAGAUUUACAGUAAAAUGCAGUGUAAGUUAGAAAAUAAGAACCUUCCUUUACCCCCUUAAUUCAACUGAAAAAAGAACCUUUGUUGUUGCUGACUUUUGUUUUUCCAUUAGUUAUGGAUCACUUGAACCCCAGAACUUACAAUGCAGAGAUGAUUACCAAUCAAGAUUUGGUUUUUUGGUCAUUUGUUUUCUAAAAUCAUGAAAGAUGAAACAGAGAUGAGGAGAUUGUCUACUUUGUGAGCUUUAUAGGUUAAGGGUGAUGGAAAUAUGCUUAAAACCCUUACAAAAUCUGGGUAAGAAUAUUAAUCAUGAAAGCAAAAUAUAUGGAAAGAAAUCUGAAAUAUUUUUUAUAUUGGAUUCUUGUCAUUCUGUUUCCUAAAUGCGUUUUUGGCAGCUAAGCUUUGUUGACUCUCAGUAAAGUCCAUGGUGUUUAAUUCCUCCAACUUUAUUAGGUAGUUACUUAGUAACAUCUUGUGCUCUGCGGGAACUCUGUAGGGAAUGAAAGUUGUGGCACCUUUUGCUAUAUUCAGAAAAGUGUAGUGGGUCAGAACAGGGACACACAAGAACACAAGGCCGGGAACGAUGCAGCCAACUCUCCUCCCUAAUGAUUCCUGUUGUGGAGACUCUGGAUGCGUAGGACACUUGUCAGUUACUGAUCUGCUUGCUGUAGUCAUAUGCCUCUCCAGCCAGCAUCUGUGCUUUUUUAUUUAACCUCUGCCAAAUUAAUACCUUUGGAUUAAAAAGGGAAUAUUUUGUCUCUGAGCUAACACAUUCUAAUGCUGCAUUAAAGCUGCCCUAGAGCUGCACUGAAUUUCACUUGCUUUGUCAGACUAUGUUGAUUUUUUUCUUUUCUUACUAUGACUAUGUAUAUUGUUUCCCAUAUGUAAUGUAGCACAGUGUGGAACCUUAAUUUCAUUCAGGUUUCAAGCACUACAGAUGAAUGCAAUAGGUAGGGUAUACCUGCUUUUUCUGAAGAAACUGUACCAUUGGAAAGUCCUAUUCCUUUGUAUUAUAUUGUAUAAUAGGUGCUAUACCAA
Molecule: messenger RNA, 5967 nt
Organism: Pseudopodoces humilis (Tibetan ground-tit)
Lineage: Eukaryota; Metazoa; Chordata; Aves; Passeriformes; Paridae
Gene: TTBK2
Product: tau tubulin kinase 2
Biological process (GO): protein phosphorylation
Molecular function (GO): protein serine/threonine kinase activity; ATP binding
Source: RefSeq, a predicted model, not a curated record